AUGAGAUGGAUAAAAGCUGUCAGGGGUUUACUAGAACAUGAAGUAUGUGACUGGAUUGUAAAGCUAAUAACUCCACUGGAAAAGUUGAAACCAAAACGUCUCCUUGAUCUAGUAUUCUGUCAGAUUGUGGGUGAUGUCUUGGAAAACGUUACGCCUCGUCUGACAUCCAACGAUGUGCGCAUCCUUCGAAAUACUAUCGGUGAAAUUCUUCUCAACAGUUCCCUAAACCAAUUGCUGUUCCAACCGACAGCUGUGAAACGAAUGGUUAUCGAUGCAGCGAAACAAUGUCCUUACUACUUUGGCCGUUUCUAUGCCAUUGAGCUAAAAUGGCAGAAUACUUCUGAUGUACCAAUGAAACUACUGCAAACUGGUGAUGCAGCAUUAUAA
This is a messenger RNA of Echinococcus granulosus, 387 nucleotides long. RefSeq names its product myosin XV. Lineage: Eukaryota; Metazoa; Platyhelminthes; Cestoda; Cyclophyllidea; Taeniidae. The transcript is spliced from 5 exons. The record is from RefSeq and is a predicted model, not a curated record. The coding region runs from base 1 to 387 and encodes 128 amino acids.